Messenger RNA from Astrephomene gubernaculifera, 1543 nucleotides. NCBI's taxonomy places the organism in Eukaryota, Viridiplantae, Chlorophyta, Chlorophyceae, Chlamydomonadales, Astrephomenaceae. The record is from the annotation of a GenBank genome assembly.
GUACGCGCCCAUAGACUUCGCCAUCGUGCGUCUUGGGCUCAACGGUGCACGUCCAAGUCGUCCAUCCACAGUGCCUGGUCUUGCAGGCUUGGCCUCGCCGACCUAGCCCUAUGGCCGUUGCAUAGACGAGACGUUUUCACGUGGUGAAUAUUUUUCCACAAUGCUGCUUCGAAUCUUGAGUGCAUCGCUGAGGGAGUCCACUGCCGAUGGACUUUUUGCUGCGCUCUGGAAGACGGGCGUUUGGCGUCUGCUGGUAUUUUUGUUUAUCUAUUCUACGGGCCUCGCCGUUAUCUACCCGAUUACACCUACGCUUAUGACAAAUGGCUUCGCGUCGCUUGCAGCUGGGCACCGGAUCGAUUGCACGGUCUAUACGCCCUCGACGUCUCCGCGCGAAUGUAUCGAUGCGCAUUCCACCGUAGUUGUAUGGAUGAGCUGGACAAACUUCGUGUCCAGCUCUCUGCUUACAUUCUUUUGUGCCCCUUAUGUGGGGCAUUUGAGCGAUCGGAUCGGCCGCAAGCCGUUUAUGCUAGCCGGCAUCUCCCUGAUGUUCCUACCAUUGGCAGUAAUCCAGCUGCACCUACACGGGGUUGUCCCCAUAUACUGGUAUUAUCCUGCUUCUGCUGCUGGCGGCCUCGUCUCCUCUUUCACCAUGGCGCUUACCUCCGUGGCCGAUCUCCUGGAGCAGAAGCACAGGGCCACCGCCGUCGGCUACCUCACCUCCUGCUUCUCGCUCGGCAUGCUGCUAGGGCCCCUGCUGGGUGGUUACAUGUCCGUUACAGCCGCCCUUUGGACAUGCAUGGGGUGUACGGCAGCCACAUUGCUGUACGUAGCUGCAUUCGUACCGGAAUGCGCCCCCGGACCUCUGGCUCGGCGUGCCGCUGCUGCUGCUGCUGCUGCCGCCGCCUCCGCAACUGGCAAGGCCGCUGCUAGCGGAUCAGAACCAGCAGUUUCAGAUGCCGCAGACUGUACGGCACUAGACGUAACUUCAACCGUAUUUCCGGUAAUGCAAGUACAUCAACCGCCGCCUUCAACGCUGGCAGCGGCAGAGGACGUGACCCUCCUCUCUGCGCAACAACACCUGAUCAUCAGCGGGGCCGCCGCAGCCUCCUCCCAGCUGCCGGUCUCAGCAGUAGCCGCAGCGGAGGCUGCCGAAGCCGUGUCUGCCCACGACGUGUGUGCUCAUGUACAGGAACGACCCAUGGGUCGGCAGCAGGGGCAAGAACCCGUCACAGACGGCUUUGGAAUGACCUGCAGUAAAUCCUCCACCGAUGAGGGCGCGGACAAGGACACAGGAGCUGUCAUAGCCAAUAGCGCGGUGAAGCGGGAAGAGUGCAGGCAGCAGCCCCACCAGCAGCAGCAGCAAGCCUCCUUGCCUUCGUCUCCCCUAAGCGGGCUGGGCAGCGGCUGGGCUGUCAUCCGUCGCUCGCACUUCUACCUGCGCAUCGCGCUGAUCUGGGUGGUGGUGUCCAUGACGUGGGAGGGCGCCGGGGAGCUGCUGAUGCAGUACCUGCAACUCAGGCUGGGGUUCGACACGCGCGACCAG